AUGCCAUUCCCAAUAAACAUCUGCCAGAGGCACCCCCGCUACGCCGUCACCCUCCUCGCCCUCAUCGUCACCACCUUCGUCUUCCUCUCCCCCCACGACGCUUUCCACUCCGUCCCCGCUCCCGUUUCAUAUGUCGUCCCCGCACCCGACCUACCUGCACGCAUACUCCGCUCAGAGAACUCCUAUCAGCGUAUGCUUGACCAGCGCCAGGACAUGAUCAAAAAAUUUGGCCCGAGUCCAUCUCAGGUCGUCAUGUUCCCGCCAGACCAAGAACCAUGGCCUGCGUAUACCGUCUGGGACUUCUUUCCACCAGUCUUUAACUGUCCCCAUGAAGCCGAACGGAUAGGUGCCCUCGGCGACGGGGGCAAGUGGGUUUGCGGACUUUCUCGGAUCGCUGAGAAACCGGAUUGUGUGGUCUAUUCCUUUGGCAUCGACUGGGACUCUUCGUUCGAGGCUGAAGUGCUCACGCGUACACGACAUUGCGAGAUCUGGGGCUACGACUCUGUUGAAACCGGAUUUGGUUCGCAGAUCCCCCGUGCACAGCGGCAUCGCACCCACUUCUCUCGGGUUGGUCUUGCCGCGGCUGACUCGCACGGCUUUAACGACGAACCGAAGCUCUGGACACUCAAGAGCCUCAUGAAGGCGAACGGUCAUACGCACAUUGACAUCCUGCACAUCGACAUUGAGGGGUACGAGUUCGAGGUGAUGCGCGCUCUCGCGCACGACUUCGUCUCUGACCCGAGCGCGCCUGGCACUCCCGGUGUGUUGCCGUUUGGCCAGCUGAUCAUCGAGAUGCAUGUCUGGCACCAGCGUUUCACGGACUUCCUCGCGUGGUGGCAGAUGCUCGAGGGCGCGGGCCUCCGACCGUUCAUGGCCGAAGUGAACUUGGUGUACGCAAACUACAAUAGGCAGAGCGGAGUCGAGCUUGCGGAUUAUUCUUUCAUCAACAUCGCGGGCGAUAACAUCUUCAUCGUGGACCCGUCCUCCACUGGUGCAGGCAUAGUUGCACACCCCGCCUAUACGUUAGAUGACGCGCGGGACGCGGAUGAUGAGCCGGACGUGCGGACGAUCCGGCACGCGGUCGUGUAG
Molecule: messenger RNA, 1089 nt
Organism: Sparassis crispa
Lineage: Eukaryota; Fungi; Basidiomycota; Agaricomycetes; Polyporales; Sparassidaceae
Exons: 5
Coding region: 1-1089 (362 amino acids)
Source: RefSeq, a predicted model, not a curated record